Melitaea cinxia (Glanville fritillary) is the source of this 1439-nucleotide messenger RNA. RefSeq names its product G-protein coupled receptor dmsr-1-like (gene NGR-A8). The transcript has 6 exons. Lineage: Eukaryota; Metazoa; Arthropoda; Insecta; Lepidoptera; Nymphalidae. The record is from RefSeq and is a predicted model, not a curated record. Gene Ontology annotation, biological process: G protein-coupled receptor signaling pathway. Bases 1 to 1299 code for a protein of 432 amino acids. Gene Ontology annotation, molecular function: G protein-coupled peptide receptor activity. Gene Ontology annotation, cellular component: membrane.
AUGUCCAACAACUCACAGAUUUUAUUUGAUAUUUUUCAAGAGAUUUUUGCCGCAUCUGGUAAUUCCUCGGAUAGCAAGGUCAUCAAUGAAACGAGAAUUUUGUCAGCACUAAAGGAGCAGGCUUCAAGAGGGAAUCCCGAGAACUUUGGAUCGGUUUUAAUUAAAGUAGUCAGCGACGUUCAGAACAAAUUGAAUCUAACUAUUAAGCCAGACGGCUACUGUGGCUAUUGUGAGGGAGAUUUUCGGGAUGUCAUUGAAGCUUACAACGGUAUUCAUGGAUAUAUCAGUCUAAUAGUAUGCACAAUAGGUGUGUUGGCGAAUACAAUGAACGUGGCAGUGCUGACGCGGCGAGACAUGGCUGCGGCGCCAAUCAACCGCUUACUAAAGUGGCUGGCUGUCGCAGACGUCUUCGUCAUGCUUGAAUACGUGCCAUUUUCCAUAUACAAAUACUUAGUAUUGCCAGAGAAAUUGGAUUUCCCGUACUCCUGGGCGAUGUACUUGCUCUUUCAUAUGCACUUCGCUCAAAUAUUACAUACCGCUUCAAUAUGUCUAACACUGUCACUAGCGAUAUGGAGAUAUAUCGCAAUAAAAUAUUCAGAUAGAAGUCACAUUUUGUGCACAGAACGACGGUGCAGCAUAGCGAUUUUGACCAGUUUUAUAUUGCCGCCAAUACUGUGCAUACCUACGUUUAUGGUAUUUGACAUUCACACAAAGAACAUAACCGCUGUAAAUGGUCGUCCAGGGUAUAUUGCCUACCAUGUGGACUCAGACAGACAAGGCAGAUUAUAUCAAGUAAAUUUUUGGGUCCACGCUGUUCUUAUUAAGCUGCUACCGUGUUCGAUUUUGACCAUAAUAAGUAUAUGGCUCAUACGAGCUUUAUACAGUGCAAAUCAGCAUCAGAAAAAUUUAAGGAAUUAUAGCGCAUGUCCAGCCGGUGAGAAAAUGGUAAAACGGCAACACAAAGCGGAUAAAAGAACAGAUAGAACAACAAAGAUGUUAUUAGCUGUUUUGUUAUUAUUUCUUGUAACGGAACUACCCCAAGGUAUACUGGGUCUGAUGAGUGGAUUGCUUGGAUGGUGUUUCUUUAAACGCUGCUACGAUCUCUUUGGAGAAAUUAUGGAUUUCUUAGCAUUGUUGAAUGGAGCUAUAAACUUCGUAUUGUAUUGUUCGAUGUCAAGACAGUUCAGGCAGACAUUUAGGCAGCUGUUGCUACAAAGGCAUUUCGCUCGCUUUUUACCUCCGAAUCCUUCUCAUUCAGAAUCUCAUAACCAAAACACCGGAAAAACUUCGGUACCGUGAGGUCGAAGUGUUUACGGGAAUCGUCACAGUGUGUGAACAGUUUCUAUAAUUAAACAGUGAUUAAUGUUAAACUUUAUAGGAUAAAUGUCAGUGUAAAGAAAUUUGCUUUGAAAAAUAAAAUUCUGUGUAUUUUUGUGCUA